GAGUCCCUACACUAAAUCCGCCAGCCAGACAAAGCCGCCUGAUGGAGCGUUGGCUGUGAGGAGACAGAGCAUCCCAGAGGAAUUUAAAGGCUGCACUGUCGUCGAGCUGAUGAAGAAGGAAGGCACGACUCUGGGGCUGACAGUGUCAGGAGGAAUUGAUAAGGAUGGCAAGCCCAGAGUAUCCAAUCUUCGGCAAGGAGGAAUCGCAGCUAGAAGUGAUCAGCUUGAUGUGGGAGACUAUAUCAAAGCCGUGAAUGGAAUCAACCUGGCCAAAUUUCGUCAUGAUGAGAUCAUCAGCUUGCUCAAGAAUGUUGGAGAAAGAGUGGUUCUUGAAGUUGAAUAUGAGCUGCCUCCUGUCUCUGUUCAAGGAUCAAGUGUUAUUUUCCGAACAGUGGAGGUCACAUUGCAUAAAGAAGGCAACACCUUUGGUUUUGUAAUACGAGGGGGAGCACAUGAUGAUAGAAAUAAAUCUCGACCGGUUGUGAUAACAUGUGUUCGUCCUGGAGGCCCUGCUGACAGAGAGGGCACCAUCAAACCUGGCGAUAGGCUGCUCAGUGUGGAUGGAAUUCGUCUGCUUGGAACCACUCAUGCUGAAGCCAUGAGUAUUCUAAAACAGUGCGGACAGGAAGCAACACUACUGAUAGAAUAUGAUGUCUCCAUAAUGGAUUCUGUGGCAACAGCAUCCGGCCCCCUACUAGUUGAAGUUGCCAAAACUCCUGGUGCCAGCCUUGGGGUUGCCCUAACUACCUCGAUGUGCUGUAACAAACAGGUCAUUGUCAUAGACAAAAUCAAAUCUGCAAGUAUUGCAGACAGAUGUGGUGCACUGCAUGUGGGGGACCACAUCCUGUCCAUUGAUGGCACCAGCAUGGAAUACUGCACCCUAGCCGAAGCAACCCAGUUUUUGGCCAACACCACUGACCAGGUCAAGUUGGAAAUACUUCCCCAUCAUCAGACCCGCCUUGCUCUGAAGGGACCUGAACACGCAGCUUUGGUGUCUUCAUCCUUCUCUCCUACCUCCAUGAGUGCAUACAGCCUAAGUUCUCUGAACAUGGGGACUUUACCUCGAAGCCUCUACUCCACUAGUCCACGUGGAACCAUGAUGAGGAGGAGACUGAAAAAGAAAGACUUCAAAAGUUCACUGUCUUUAGCCUCCAGCACGGUGGGCCUCGCUGGGCAAGUGGUUCACACAGAAACUACAGAGGUGGUGCUGACAGCUGACCCAGUCACUGGAUUUGGGAUCCAGCUGCAGGGCAGUGUGUUUGCAACAGAGACACUUUCUUCUCCACCUCUUAUUUCCUAUAUUGAAGCUGACAGCCCAGCAGAGAGAUGUGGAGUGCUACAGAUUGGAGACAGAGUAAUGGCCAUUAAUGGAAUUCCAACUGAAGACAGCACCUUUGAGGAAGCCAAUCAGCUCCUCCGGGACUCGUCCAUCACCAGCAAGGUCACACUGGAAAUCGAGUUUGAUGUUGCAGAGUCUGUCAUCCCAAGUAGUGGAACAUUUCAUGUAAAGCUCCCUAAGAAGCACAACGUGGAACUCGGAAUAACCAUAAGCUCGCCCUCCAGCAGAAAACCAGGAGACCCCCUUGUCAUUUCCGAUAUCAAGAAAGGCAGUGUGGCACACAGAACUGGAACCCUUGAACUUGGGGAUAAACUGCUCGCGAUAGAUAAUAUCCGAUUGGACAACUGCUCCAUGGAAGAUGCAGUUCAGAUCCUCCAGCAAUGUGAAGACCUGGUGAAGCUCAAGAUCCGCAAAGAUGAAGAUAAUUCAGAUGAACAAGAAAGUUCUGGAGCAAUCAUUUACACUGUGGAGCUUAAGCGCUAUGGCGGGCCCCUUGGCAUCACGAUUUCAGGAACUGAAGAACCGUUUGAUCCUAUAAUCAUUUCAAGCCUCACUAAAGGGGGAUUAGCUGAAAGGACGGGAGCGAUCCACAUAGGAGACCGAAUCCUUGCCAUCAACAGUAGCAGCUUGAAAGGGAAGCCUCUGAGUGAAGCCAUUCACUUGCUACAGAUGGCGGGAGAGACUGUCACCUUGAAAAUUAAGAAACAGACAGAUGCCCAAUCAGCAUCAAGUCCCAAGAAAUUUCCCAUUCCCAGCCAUUUAAAUGACCUGGGAGAUGUAGAGGAGGAUUCCUCUUCCUCUCAGAAGACGGGUAAGCUCACCGACAUGUACCCCUCCACCGUGCCAAGCGUGGACAGUGCCGUGGACUCAUGGGAUGGCUCCGGAAUUGAUGCAAACUAUGGAAAUCAAGGCACUGGUUUUCAGGCUGCAGGAUAUGCCUUUAACACCUAUGACUGGAGGAGUCCAAAGCAAAGAAGCAGCUUGUCUCCAGUUACAAAGCCUCGAAGCCAGACAUACCCAGAUGUGGGGCUGAAUAAUGAAGACUGGGACCAGUCCACUGCUAGUGGUUUUGCAGGAGCCCCAGACACUACUGAUGCUGAGCAAGAGGAAAACUUCUGGUCUCAAGCGCUGGAAGAUUUAGAAACUUGUGGACAAUCAGGAAUUCUGAGAGAACUCGAGGAGAAAGCUGACAGGCGUGUGUCUUUGAGAAACAUGACUCUCUUGAAUGAUCAGCAAAUGGGACCCAACCUGAAAAAUGAGGCAACGAUUAUGUCGGGGAGCACGAUGAGUUUGAAUCACGAGGCCCCAACAUCUCGCAGUCAGCUGGGGCGACAGGCCAGCUUUCAGGAACGGAGCAGCUCUCGGCCACACUACAGCCAAACAACUCGGAGUAACACCCUACCCUCAGAUGUGGGCCGGAAAUCUGUGCCCCUGCGAAAAAUGAAACAAGACAUAAAGGAGAUCAUGGUCCCAACACCUGUGGAGCUGCACAAGGUGACCUUGUACAAGAGCUCAGACAUGGAGGACUUUGGAUUCAGUGUUGCGGAUGGUUUGCUAGAGAAAGGAGUGUAUGUUAAAAAUAUUCGCCCGGCUGGACCUGGAGAUCUCGGUGGCUUAAAGCCCUAUGACAGGCUCUUACAGGUGAAUCAUGUCCGAACAAGAGACUUUGACUGCUGCCUUGUCGUGCCCCUCAUAGCAGAAUCCGGUAAUAAGCUGGACCUGGUCAUCAGCAGAAACCCACUUGCUUCCCAGAAGUCUAUAGAACAGACUCUCCCAGGAGAAUGGAGUGAACAGAACAAUGCAUUUUACCAACAGCCUAGCCAUGGUGGUCACUUGGAAAUACGAGAACCCACUAAUACAUUAUAGCAACGCUUUUCAUAAAGCAAGACGAAAGACAAUUAUCUACAUGGUGCUAAAAGAAAAAAAAAGAAAAACAAAAAAAGAAAAUCCCUUUAAGAUGUCUGUGACCUUUUAAGCACAGAUAAUCACGUGGCAUUAUUGCAAGCACAGGGGUCUAUUCCAUCUCUCAUGGCUCAUGUUAACAUCACUUCCCUUUUCAAGUUGAAGAGAUUUCUUUUUUGGUGACCAUUAUGGUACAGGGCAGGCAACUUUCUGUCCAGCCCAAUGGUAGAGAUUAAACACACACACA
Messenger RNA from Suncus etruscus (white-toothed pygmy shrew), 3488 nucleotides. RefSeq names its product glutamate receptor interacting protein 1 (gene GRIP1). Gene Ontology annotation, biological process: neurotransmitter receptor transport, endosome to postsynaptic membrane. Bases 110 to 3205 code for a protein of 1031 amino acids. NCBI's taxonomy places the organism in Eukaryota, Metazoa, Chordata, Mammalia, Eulipotyphla, Soricidae. The record is from RefSeq and is a predicted model, not a curated record. The transcript has 24 exons. Gene Ontology annotation, molecular function: nuclear glucocorticoid receptor binding.